AUGACUGUUCGACCAGCCUCCAAGAAGGACAGGAAGCAUGCCAAAGAAAAUGGCGGCAUUGCCGCUGCGGUGACGAAGCAGACAGCUGGCAAGUUCGCGAUCCCCAACGCCAACACCAACGGUAGCGCUGGUGGUAGCAACGGCAGUAAGAGUCCUGCUGCUUCCCCUGCUUCCACUGCGUCCUCGCCCCCGGCCGAUACUCCAGAGAUCAAACCCUCUGCUGUCCCCGACAAUGACAAUCCCGCCGUCUCUCCCAUGCUGGAACCUUUGUCUACAACUCCGGUAUCUGCAAGUACGGCACCGAGCAUGAGCAACGACUGGAUGAGGAACGGUUUGGCCGGCUCUCCAGGUAACUUGAUCAGCUUGAUGGGUGAAUCACCCCCAACCCAGCCGUCCUCCUACGAGGACCCAAGUAGACUUCAUCACGGAUGGGCCGCCCAACGACCAUACAUGAGCCCCUCCCCGGCCUCGUUCUCCCCGCCCAACAACAUUCGACGUCCUCUGAGCUUCCAUAUGGAGGCACAGUAUCAGUCGCCCGAAACCCCGCCACACCUGCCAACGUCUUAUCGCCGUGGCUCUGUGAAUUCACCUUUCCCGGGCUCCCGGAUAGGAUCCCACCCACCGCUUCCCCACCAACCCCAGUCGCACUUCUAUGGCGCCCCUGACAUCGAUCUUAACAUGACAUCCAACUCGGGCAUCAAGGCCGGGGAACGGGGUUACUUCUUUGGGUUUGACAAGCUCCCAGAGUGCUCCGGUUUCCCUGGUGGUUCAGGUAAUGUUGUCAUUGCGGGAUAUGAGGGUGGUUUGGAUGUCUAUGCUGUGGGCAAACGAGGUUUGGAGCCCGUCGGCAGUCUCAAGGGGCUGAGAGGAGGCGUUCAUCAUGCCAAGAUCCUCCCCUGGACAGUGGACGGAGACCAGGAAUCCCUCUUUCCUCUUGUGGCGGUAGUACUCCACGGGCCAGUUCUGCCCUCGACGCCAGGGAUUUCCGUUCAAGCUGAUGGUGCAAGUCCCAAGCCCGACGGCACCACCAGUCCUAGGUCCGUUUUCACCCAACAGGACGGAUUCCAAGGUCGGCAGAGCUUUCCAAUCGACUCUUAUCAAACUUCGGUUGAAAUAUACUCGCUUAAGACGAACCAGCAGGUUGAUGUGCUGCUUCAAGCGCCCAAGAUACCGAUCAAUCCUGAGAUCUCCGUCACCAACCCCAUCUUCCGGCCUCCCCAGCCCAACGGCGCAUUUACAAUCCGAGCAGAUUCUGGAACGAUUGUUGUGUGCUCUGGUCUCACUGGUGAGUGCUGGGUAUACCUCCAGCUUCUGGAGAGCCAAAACGGCCACAUCUUUACAUGUGUCGGCAAGCUAUGGGCCAGCCUUCAACAGAGCUACCGCGGCGAUGUUCCCGAGGAGGCCGAUAAGGUACGCGCCUCGCCAACUCCGCCUCGGCCUAGCCCUCAAACCCCGAUCCUCACUCUCAACGGACGGUGGAUUGCGUAUUGUCCCUCGGCGCCGUCGUCCCAGAUUUCACUCAGAGCGCAUGUGCCCCUCCCUAUCCUGGGCAAGGCACCUGGGCUCUCAAGCAUCACACCGCCGCAACUGCCCCAGAUCUCUGCCUCUGUGGACCUGCCAAUCUCAGACAGUGUCGUCAACAAGAUUAUGCGCGAGACGACUCAAGAGCUGAUUCAAGGAGCCAAGUGGGUUGGGCAGCAAGGCUUACAGGCCUGGAACUCGUACUGGAAUAAGUCAUCCGGCCCUCAAUCGCUGCCACAGCAAGCCCGCUCGCCUCCUCAACAUUGGGCUGGCACUCGAUCUCCUCACGCAGAUCCGAGCCAGUUCCCUCCCACGCAUGGGUCCUCUGGACAAGUUGUGUCUAAAGAACUAGGCGUGGUAUCGAUCGUUGAUGCCGAGUCUCUUACAUCCUCGGCCUCAAUUCAUCCCCUGACGACGUUUGUGACCCCGUUGGGAUGCAGCUUCCUCUCUUUCUCCCCAUCCUCUCUCGCUCUCUUCACAGCGAGUAGCAAAGGAGAUGUGCAGACGGUGUGGGACCUCUUCCGUAUCCAACAUACCAGGUCUUCGCCUCUGCAGGCGACGGUUACUCCGAACACCAACACUGGGCCGCAGGUUCGCCAAAUUGCCCAGUUUUCCCGAAUGACUGUCGCACGUAUUGUCGACGUUGCUUGGACCGAGGCAUCGGGCGAGCGCAUCGCAAUGGUGACGGAACGAGGCACUGUUCAUCUUCUUGAUAUGCCAUCGAGUGCGUUUAUCUGGCCAGCACCCCGCCGCCGCAAGGCUGUCCCAGAGAGCGGGACUGCGACUCCCGAGCCCUCCAGCUCGGCAGUCUCCAUCGCGUCAGGCGCUUUUGGUGCAGCAUACCACGCCGCGAAGCCUUUCGUGACACGUCCCCGCCGCAGCAGUGCGAAUAUCCCCGGUGUAACAGGAAGCACGCUCAAGGACUCGGCAGCUAUUGGCGGACGAGUUAUUGCUGCUAGCAUCAGCAACUCGCUCGGCAAGACUGGGACAGCCUUGAACCAGCUUCGGCACACGGGCGAGAAUCGGGUUUCACUGCCACCAAGUUCCGCGCUACCGUCGGCUUCUUGUGUGGCCUGGAUCAAGAGCCGGAGACAUCACGGGCUCUUCGUGGUCGGAGAUGGCCUCGUGCGAACGUUUUCCUGCAAGACCCGCCGCUCCUCUGUCCAAUCCGGUAGACGGGUAACACGAGCGAGCAGGUACCAGGAUUACAACGUGCCGGCUUUGCCCAACGAUCUCGUAGCCCCUGCCGUCCGACAAAUGAUGGACCUAGGGGCUCAGGAAGAGAUCCUUGACCUGUCAGACCGUGACAUGGAUGCAGGAAAUACGCUCACUCUGAAUGCACGCCCACGCAUCGCCCCAGCGGAGCAGGUCAUGGAGUCCUCGAUCCCUCAGGCCGAGAUAGAGUCAAGCGCCCCAUAUCAGCCAUUCCACACUGACAGGCGAGUCACGUUGUGCGAAUAUAGUCGGGGCACGACAGCCCAGUUGGAGGUGGUAUCACAAAUCCUAGCCGAUACUAGUCUAGAGGGAAAAAUGCGGUCGAAGAAGAAGAAGGGGCAACCCACGGAAAGUAGCGCCUCUCACGAGACGCCGAGCUCAGGAGCUUGGGCAUUCGGUCAGGAGAUCGCCGUUGUUCGACUGGACCUUGGACUGCCGCCAGUGGCCGAGGAAGACUACGGCGGUCCCGAUGACCAUAUUGCUCUCCCCCAGUCUGCCAUGGAGCGUGUGAUGCAAUACGGGGACGAGGAGCAGAUCGUCGUGACGACGAGAAGACGACGUGGAGCGCAAGGAAACAGCCCUGGUGAGGAUGGCUUCUUUGAAGAUGACUGCGAAGUCCUCGACUUUGCGGACCAGCGAGUGUAA
Molecule: messenger RNA, 3381 nt
Organism: Ilyonectria robusta
Lineage: Eukaryota; Fungi; Ascomycota; Sordariomycetes; Hypocreales; Nectriaceae
Exons: 2
Coding region: 1-3381 (1126 amino acids)
Biological process (GO): response to starvation; autophagy
Cellular component (GO): cytoplasm
Molecular function (GO): protein binding
Source: RefSeq, a predicted model, not a curated record